Paramecium sonneborni is the source of this 1447-nucleotide messenger RNA. The record is from the annotation of a GenBank genome assembly. Lineage: Eukaryota; Ciliophora; Oligohymenophorea; Peniculida; Parameciidae.
AUGGGAUGUGUAUGUGAAAAAUCGAAACGAGUGCAACCUGAACCAAUAUAAAUUGAAGUGCAUCCAUGUGAAACAGCAUAACCUUAAUCUCAACCUAUCAAAUAAACCUCCCUAAAGAAACUUAAAAUCCCAUAAGUAAGUUUAUUCUUUUCAUUAUUUGAGAGAAAAAAGAAAGUAAGAGAAACUUAAAAACUUGUCAAAACAACUAAUGAAGAUGUAAACUAAUUAUUAAUUUACAGGGAGUUAAAAUGAUUAAUGACUACAUUUUUGAUGAAUUUCUUGGAGAAGGAGCAUUUGGUAAAGUCAAAUUGGCAUUCAAAAGAUCUAGUGGUCAAAAAUAUGCUAUUAAAAUUAUGAGAAAAAGUAAAUUAAGACGAUAGAGAGAAUAUAUUAAGGAUUCUAAGGGAAGUAGGACUGACUAUAUUAUUAGAUAUGGUGAUUAAGGAUGCACUAUAAGAUGUUAAAAGAGAAAUUGCUAUAAUGAAGAAACUAAGACAUAAGAACUUAAUACAAUUAUUUGAAGUCAUUGAUAAUCCAAAUAAUGAUAAAUUAUUUAUGGGUAUAUAAUAUAUCUCUAAACUAAAAGUUUUAGAAUAUGCUGAAGGUGGAUAAGUUAUUGAAUGGGAUGAUGAUGAAUGUAAAUUUUAUUAGGUCAAUGACUCUCUUAUACUUGAUGAACCAUUACUUAAUUAGAUUUUUCGUGAUUGUAUUAAAGGUCUCAAUUAUUGUAAUAAAUCAUAAAUAUAUUCAAGUACAUAAAAAUGGUGUUGUUCAUAGAGACUUAAAACCAUAGAAUGUACUCUUAACUGAUAAUAAAACAGCUAAAAUAGCUGAUUUUGGAGUCUCUACUAUGGUUGGAAGUAAAAAUGAUGUUUUGGACAAUACUUAAGGAACUUACUAUUUCAUGCCUCCAGAAGCAUGUGAUAAGGAUAAAGUUAAAGAUGGUUAUUCUGGUAGAGCUGCUGAUAUUUGGGCUUUGGGUAUUACUUUUUUUGCUUUUGUCUAUUUGGAUGUUCCAUUUACAGGAUCAUCCAUUCCUGAUAUACUUCAUAAUAUUGUCAAUAAUCCGUAUUAAUAUCAGUUAAUAUAGAAUUACAUUUCCUGAAAGAAACGAUAUCAGUGAUGGAUUAAAAGAAUUUCUCUAAUUUAUUUUAUAAAAAGACCCUAACCAAAGACCAAAAAUACCUGAGAUUGCAUAGCACCAAUGGUUGAAUGCUUAAAAUAUGAAUUUAUGGGAUGAAAUGUAAUAAUUAAUAAUAUAAUUAGAAACAAAGAAGAAUAAACAGACAUGGAAAUAGCUUAAGCAGAUAUAGAUAAUGCUUAUUCAUUGAGUUCAAUUAUGAUGAUAAAAAAUUGGGCUUACAAAUGGAGAACUAGCUCAAAUCUUAAAAAGAUAUCAAAUAACUAACAAAUAUAACAAAUUAAUUCAGAAUAAGUAAUUAAAUGA